Molecule: messenger RNA, 441 nt
Organism: Puccinia graminis f. sp. tritici CRL 75-36-700-3
Lineage: Eukaryota; Fungi; Basidiomycota; Pucciniomycetes; Pucciniales; Pucciniaceae
Exons: 2
Coding region: 1-441 (146 amino acids)
Source: RefSeq, a predicted model, not a curated record
AUGAAGCAAGACGAGCCAGUCAGCUCCCCCACCCAUAGCCAAAACGUUCCCAUCAAACGCUGCAUCCAAGUUCAACAUCACAACUCAUCAAUUUGUAUGACGAUCCUGCUCGUCGCAGGCCUGAAGGAAUCGUGGGGGCUCCUAUGUUACAACAACAAACGGAAGACGAAAAUGGAGCUGACGAUAACGCAAGAAGCCCGAGCAAAGCAGAAAGUCGACUUACAAGCCCAGAACAGGAUCCGCUGUUGGAGCUGCGAAGGCGUUCCGGAAAUGCUCCCCUGUCCCCACCUCACCCCAUGCAAUCGCGGCCAGAGUCAUCCGUGUGGACUCCCCCAAGUUGGGAGGUGUUCCUGCGGAUUCCUUAAUAAACUCCCCCCUCAUAACCAUCAAGAGUUCAUCCCCGAUUGUAAGGCUUGUCCUGGAUCUAGCUCUACUGACUAA